This is a messenger RNA of Rotaria sp. Silwood1, 954 nucleotides long. Lineage: Eukaryota; Metazoa; Rotifera; Eurotatoria; Philodinida; Philodinidae. The record is from the annotation of a GenBank genome assembly.
AUGAGCUUGGCACCUGGUGGUGGUUCUAGCCUACGAUGUGUAGUCAUUGGUGAUUUGAACAAUGACACUAAUCUGGAUAUCAUCUUGGCUAAUUACGGUACUAAUAAUAUUGGCGUUCUUUUUGGUUAUGGAAAUGGUUCUUUUGAAAAUCAAAUGAUGCUCAGCACUGGCAUGAAUUCUCAUCCGAUUUCUAUCGCAGUUGGGGACUUCAAUGGUGACCGCGUAGUGGAUAUUGCUGUGGCCAAUCUUGGUACAAAGCAUGUAGAUAUGAUGCUUGGAAAUGGGCAGGAAAAUUUUGCAAUUCAAACAAGUUAUGAAAUUGGCUUUGAUAGACCUCCGUUAGUUAUGGCUUCUGGUGAUUUUAAUAAUGACGCACGAUCGGAGAUCGCUGUCGCUUACGAUGGACGUGAUCAUGUGGAUAUCUUUGUUCCAUACAAUAGUGGUUCUUUUGAAACUGAAACAAGGUUUUCAGUUGGCCCUUUUCCACGAUCUGUAUCUAUUGGUGAUGUCAAUAACGACACUCGACUAGAUAUCAUUGUCGCCAAUUGGGAAAGCAAUUAUGUGAGUGUUCUUCUUGGAUAUGGAAACGGUUCUUUUGAAACUGAAACAAGGUAUACAGUUGGCUCUUCUCCACGGUCUGUAGCUAUUGGUGAUGUCAACAACGACACUCGACUAGAUAUCGUUAUCGCCAAUUCGCGGAGCAGUGAUUAUACUGAUGAAAAUCAUUGUCCACCUGAUCAUGAAACAAAUUUAGAUAUAGUUAAUCAUAUCUAUAUAUACACUACACAAAUCGCGAACAAUGUUACCAAUUAUUUUCCAAAUGUCACAGAACUUACUUUCAGUCAAUAUUAUGAUGCACUUGAUCAUCUGACUACAAACGCUUUCAAUCGUAUUUUUCCUGUAUCACAACUUGCUAAAUUAACUAUUUAUACGAAUCAACGAUAUAGAAUAUGA